CCGAUAAAUAAACUGCUUAAACUGUUGCAGACUCUUUUUUCUAGGGUUUCAAACCUUGAAAAACAGUCCUUACCCAGACCAUGCUCUCGCAAUCAGAAUCUCCAAUCGUUACCAACAAUUCUUCUAUCCCACCAACAUCUUCUGAUGAUCUUGCUGUUAAAGACCCACCACCAUCUUCAGAUGAAGACUUUUUCUCCUCUGUCUCUUCCUCAUCUUCCGAAGACAAACCAGCGUCAAUAACACCAUCACCAUCACCACCUGACCCUUCUCACCAACCUCAGAUCCCCAUCCAAUGGCCUUCCGAUGGCAACAUAAAUCUGAACUGGGUCAUGGAUUUGAUGUCAGCUUUCGAAUGGGCUUCCAAGAACCUGCCUCCGUCAGACUUUCCCUCUGUUUUGCCCGUGAAAGUUUUUGAUAGUCUGGUGCUAUCAACGUCCAAGAUCUUGCAUAAAGAGCCGAAUUGUGUGCAAAUUGAUGGGUUGGGUUCUGAUUGCAGAGUUGUGGUGGUUGGAGAUGUGCAUGGACAGUUGCAUGAUGUUUUGUUUUUGUUGAGGGAUGCUGGAUUUCCAUCGGAAAAUCGUCUUUUUGUGUUUAAUGGGGAUUAUGUUGAUAGAGGGGCUUGGGGCCUUGAGACCUUCCUUCUUCUGUUGGCUUGGAAGGUUUUUAUGCCACAUAGUGUAUACCUUCUGCGUGGAAAUCAUGAAUCAAAAUACUGUACUUCUGUCUAUGGGUUUGAAAAGGAAGUUUUGGCCAAGUAUGGAGACAGUGGAAAACAUGUCUACAGGAAGUGUUUAGGAUGUUUUGAAGGACUUCCCCUUGCUUCCAUCAUAGCUGGGCAUGUUUAUACAGCUCAUGGAGGGCUUUUCCGCAGCAUAGUGGCCACCCCUUCAAAAAGAGCUAAAGGGAAGAGGAAUCGUAAAAUAGUCUUCAACCCAGAAGUCAAUUCUUUAUCUCUUGGUUCGUUGGAGGAAUUGUCUAAAGCUAGGAGAUCUGUCCUUGAUCCUCCAUGGGAAGGUGUAAACUUGAUUCCUGGUGAUGUGCUGUGGUCAGACCCGUCAAUGAACCCUGGUCUUUCUCCAAAUAAAGAAAGAGGCAUUGGUCUUUUGUGGGGUCCUGACUGUACUGACAAAUUUUUGAAGGAAUUCAAUUUAAAGUUGAUUAUCAGAUCACACGAAGGUCCUGAUGCAAGGGACAAACGGCCAGGUCUAGGAGGGAUGAAUGAAGGAUACACAAUAGAUCAUGUGGUAGAGUCUGGGAAACUGAUUACUCUGUUCAGUGCUCCAGACUAUCCCCAGUUUCAGGCAACAGAGGAGAGGUAUAAAAAUAAAGGAGCAUAUAUUGUUCUGGAACCCCCUGAUUUUUAUACUCCACGGUUCCAUAGUUUUGAAGCAAUUACCCCGAGACCAAAGGUGAAUCCGUACUAUGACUAUGAGGAUGUGAUCGACUCUGAUGAAGAAUUGGAUUUGGCAUCGAUGGUGUCAGCUUCCUAAGGAAAAUCUUUGUCAACACCUGUUAUUUAGACAUGUAUUUUGUAUCAUUAUAAUUUUUGUACAUGUAGUUGCUCUUUAAAUUGGUUGUGUGCUUUGUAAUGUUGCAAGAGGUUUUACACUUGUGUGUCUGCUGCCCUCUAAGCAUUCACCUUGGGCAGUUAUCGAGUAGUAAAAAUCAUUUUUUGUCUCAAUCUUGAAUUACAUAUAUAUAUUCAAUCUAUAUUGAAUCUGCAGUUGUGAUAGAAUGAGAGUGA
Ilex paraguariensis (yerba mate) is the source of this 1744-nucleotide messenger RNA. Lineage: Eukaryota; Viridiplantae; Streptophyta; Magnoliopsida; Aquifoliales; Aquifoliaceae. The record is from the annotation of a GenBank genome assembly.